Messenger RNA from Columba livia (rock pigeon), 6336 nucleotides. It is a transcript of the gene STXBP4, whose product is annotated as syntaxin binding protein 4. The record is from RefSeq and is a predicted model, not a curated record. Lineage: Eukaryota; Metazoa; Chordata; Aves; Columbiformes; Columbidae. The transcript is spliced from 25 exons. Gene Ontology annotation, molecular function: syntaxin binding. Bases 362 to 2542 code for a protein of 726 amino acids. Gene Ontology annotation, cellular component: cytoplasmic vesicle. Gene Ontology annotation, biological process: insulin receptor signaling pathway; regulation of insulin secretion involved in cellular response to glucose stimulus.
ACCGCCUCCUCCCGCUGCUGCGGGGCUGCUGAUGGGGAAACGGGGCGGCCCCGCCUUAUCCCCUGCCCGGCGCCCGGUCGCCGGUUUGAGGGGCUAGCGUGUGCGCCGCGUUCCCGGGGAGGCGGCCGGGCUUGGGCUGCGGGAGCGGGGCGGGCAGCCCUCGCCCGUCGCUCACCCCUCAGAGCGGCGCUGAGGUGCGGGGGCGAUCCCUCCAGACCCCGCCGGUUGUCUGUCCCUCCCCACCAAGACCGCUUGGGCGGUAGUUUGCGCAUCGAGAAGUUAUUAUCUUGGUUACGACCCAGUGCUUCAUGUUUCAGAAUUCUUCAUUUUGAACUUGUAUUAAAAUAGCGCACCUAAGAAGAUGUGCAGUACAGAUCCCCUAACAAAUCCAGAUAAAAACUCUUUCAGAAAGAGGGGGAGGAAUAGGAGUGCAUCUUCUGCUGCCUGGAAGAAAAUAGCAGGAGAUGAAGAUGAACCCGAGCGUUUUGAUGGUCUUUCUCUCUUAUACUGGACUAUUAUGGGCCCUCAUGGAAUCAAUCGAGCUGUUCACCGCAUUUCUUUUUCUGAUUGUCAAAACGGAUUAGGAGUUAAAAUUAUUGGAGGUUAUCGGGCACAAACAGCAGAAGAUUAUGGGAUUUUCAUAAAGAGAAUUCUACCCGGAGGGGUUGCUGCUGUAGAUAGCCGUUUGCUUGCUGGUGACCUAAUUUUGGAUGUCAAUGGAGAAAACCUAAUUGGAGUAACUAAUGAAAGGGCUGUUGACAUUUUGCGAACAGCAUCAGCAUCCAAUCACAUGUCUCUGCUUGUUGCCAGAGAUGAAGAAGCAAAGAAACAAUUUCAUGACCUGAUGGAUAAGUAUGGCUCUCACAGCGACACCAGCUCUGCAAGAAGUUCUCCAACACAACUAUUAGCUGCCAAAUCUAUAGACAGCCCUUCUUCUGGGUCAUCCUCAAGGUCACAGAGUCCUCAGUUGCAUCCGAAGGAUAAUAUCACCACCAUCAGCAAAAAUAAUUCUGUCCCAGCACCAUCUCCAAAUCUUGCAAAGGAUAGUGCAUUUCAGAUUAUCUCUGUUUGCAAAGGAACAAGCCUGGGUUUGAAUAUUGUAGGAGGAAUUAACAGAAAUGAAGGGCCUUUGGUAUAUAUUCAAGAUAUUAUCCCCGGCGGUGAUUGCCAUAAGGAUGGACGAUUGAGACCUGGAGAUCAACUUGUAUCCAUAAACAAAGAGUCAAUGAUUGGUGUUUCCUAUGAAGAGGCAAAAACUAUAAUCAACAGAACAAAGAUGAGGUUUGACAGUUUUUGGGAAAUAGCUUUUAUUAGACAAAAGAAUAUUCCCAGUUAUUCAGAGGAUCUGCAACGUCCUUCCAGCCUCUUAACGCCUUCUGUAGCAAAUGGAGAGCAGCAGGCUGCAGUACUUAGUUCUCUUGCAACUCCUAAUGGGAAGCUUGUUUCAACGUUUGCUCCGAAUGCUAUGGAAACUGGGGUCAAGACAGGACAGCAAUCUCCAAUUACUUCUCUAGACAGCAGUCCUGCUGAUGUGUCUGCCACGGUUAUUGCCCCGAGCCAGAAUGGUGACUGUGAGCUGCAAGGAAGGGACUCCACUCUUCAUCUCAAAGCAGAAAAGCUGGAGAGGGCAUUGAAUUAUCUUGGGAUUCAGCCCACAGAUGAACAGCAGCAAGCCCUGAGGCAGCAACUUCAGAAAGAUUCUAAAGGAACAGUGUCUUUUGGAGAUUUUGUUGACGUUUCAAGGAAUCUGCUCUCUAUGCAGUUGAAUGCGACGGAUGAUGGCCAAAAAUCUGUCACAUUUGGGGUCAAUGAAAUUGCCAGCUUUCUGGAUUCACAGUUUGUAACCUCUGAUUCUUUGGAGGAUGACGUGGAAAGACUUAAGAAAGAAAGAAAUGAAGCUUUAAAAGAAAUUAGUAAAUUAAAGGAAAAAUUAUCUGAAUCCCUGAAUUUACAGAAACAAUUAACAGAGGAGCUACAAAUAGUCAAGCAAGAAGCCAAGGCAGCUGUAGAAGAGACACGAGCCCUGCGAAGCAGGAUUCACCUGGCAGAGGUGGCACAAAGGCAGGCUCGUGGGAUGGAGAUGGACUAUGAAGAAGUAAUUCGCCUAUUAGAAGCUGAAAUUGUAGAGCUGAAGGCUCAGCUCACCGAUCAUUCUGGCCAAAAUAAAGAUAACAUCCAAGACUUGAGAAAGAGAGUUACAGUGCUUGACUGCCAGCUGCGGAAAUCUGAGUCGGCCAGGAAGACCUUUGAGGUGGCUACUGAAAAAUUGCUGCAAUUUAUAGAGGUUGUGCAUGAAAUACUUUCAGAUAACUCUACUUCUUCGACACUUUUAAGCGACAGAAGAGCAACACUGUCUACUAAAGCAUUUCUUGCACGCCUGGGAAGGAUUGGACCUACUGUCACAACAGCCCUUGCAGCAGAAGCCAGAGACCUUGCCAAGUCUGUCCGUGCCAUUUUGGAAGUAGAUUGUGAGUUUGCCUUAUGGAUGGGAAGAAGCUUAUACAGCAGACGGAAUCAAGUACUUUAUCAAUACAUAUCUUGAUGACUCAGCAGAAAGCUCGAUUUGCUGAAUACGCGCAAGACGUGUCUUUGAAAUUCUGCACUUGGAUGCUGAGCUGCUGCAGAUGUGAGGAGCAGAUGCGUAUUAGCCACAGUAGAAUCUCAACUCGUCUAGGUGGGGGAAGCCUGAUUCGCAGAAAACAUCAGAUGUUUUGCAUAUUAUCUCCACUUGCUGAAACUACAGAUUUGAAUUGAGUAGUUCACAUGAAAAAGCUUUUUCAGGAAUUUUUGCAUAUCUGAUCUUUGAUUGUUAAUGACUGAGGAAUGUUUUUGCCUCUUCUUAAUGUGCUCCUAGCUUUACAAGUGAUGGUACUGCAGGUUUUCUGUCAUUGUUACCUUCUGAAAUCUGUCCUAUAUAGUUCUGCCUGCCAGUCUUCACGUGGCAGGCAAGGAAAUUCUAUCCAUUUUAGUUUCAGAGAGGGGUAUGAAAUCACUCUUCAUGACCACUGUUUAAAAACCUCUGUUCUGAAUGGAGCCACCCCUCCGAAGUUGUGUUAAGAGCUCUGAAUGCAGUUAAUUAGAGUGGAAUGAACUGAGCAUUGCAAUAAGACAUCAUGGUGAUUAAUAUUCCUUUUAACUAUUUCCUUAUUUUGCUGUCACCGCUGUUUCCAAACGCCUUUACAAAGCAUAAGUCGGGCUUUUCGCAUGCUUGAAAACUCCUACCUCUUACUACACUUUGUAAUGUGUACUUACUAAGCCUGAGAAAGUGAACCAUUUAGAGCAAGGAGCAGGGGUUGCAAAAGUCCCUUGUUUCUAACAUUGAAAGGUAGAGAUUUCAUGAUGAAAAUUCUAAUCAACACUAAAAAUACCCUUUUCUAGGAGGAACUUAGCUUGAGGUGCAUCUUAUCAGCUGAUCCUUUUCAGUAGGAUUUAAUCUAAUUGUUUAAAUGGGGAUUAGCAGAAUAGUUGAUACUUUACAGCCCUGGUAUUAAUGCUGUAACCUUCUUGUUCUCUCUGGCUGUGAAUUUCAAUCCUUUUAUUCUUUGGUGUUUAGAACAGCCAAGGCCAUGAGGUGCUUAAGAGUAUUUCAACGCUAACCCACUUCCAUGUGUACAAACAGAUGGAAAAACAAGUUAUAAUCCCCAAAGUGUAGCCACAAACUGAUGUUAUCUGUGAAUUGUUGGUUUUCUUCUUGUGCAGUUGGGCAGUGAGGCUAUAUAGAAGCUGGAAUGGCUCUCUUUAAACUCACAGCACUUUUACAAUAUGCUAAGGACAAUCAAAUAUUAUUUUAAUUAGUGGUUGCCUUCAGUUCCAAUGUGCUUUAUUGGGCCAUCAAAUAGCUGAGUCCAUAAAUCUCUAUGUUAUAAAUCUAAUGCAGUAAACACCCCAGAAUGGAAUCUUAAUAGCACAUAAGCUUGAGACAGCUUGCUGUGAAAUUUCCAUAAAUAUCUCUGAAGGGGGUGUAGCAAUAUGAAGUGCAUGAGAAAACAGAGUUUAAAAGAAGCAAACCAGCUGGCUUGUGUUACACACUAAAGUGAAACCCACUUAUGUGAAUAACUGACAUGAAUAAAACAUUUACAUGGCUAUAUUCCUGAGGGGCCGAACAGCUCUCUGUACCUACCAGGAAAAGCUGUAGCUUGCCCAUGAAUACUAACCUUAAGACAGUCUUUGAAAUCACCUCUUUCAGUCAGGAAAUCACUUCAGUCUCUCAGUAACUGAUUUGCAAUCAACCAGGUUGCUAAUAACAGUGACAGAGUACUGGCGAGUGUGAGAAAAACGACCUUUUAGACUGCUGGUGUGUCUUACAACAUAAUUUAACAGUUAUCAGAUGGACAAAAAUUACACUAGUAGACUAAAAGUUUGGGAUCAGCUUCAUUGCUAGUAGAACUGAGAUUUCCUAAGAGUAAAGGUUGAGUUUGGCCCCAGCCAGGUUUUAAGAUAACCUAGUGUAAUUUAAAGUAAUGGAGAGAGGAAGCACUGUUUUAUUCUGCGUGUAGCAAUGCAGUCAGUCAUAUCCAAUUUAUACGUAUCACCAGAUUGAUGCCCCAUCAAUUAACGUGUAAUAGAAACACAUUCCUGGUGCCUGUUUUCUCACCAAUUUACAUUUGACAUUUCUAUCACGGUUUAUAUCGGCCUUUUUGAUUAAGAAGAGUUGCGAUUCUGACCUCAUUUGCUCAAAGUGACAAUUGAAUGUAGCCUAAUGGGGUUUUCAGCAGUCCAUUCAAAUUCCAAGAUCAUAGAGUAAAACCAUAGGAAAGUCGAGCUUGGAAGGGUGUCUGGAGAUCAUCUUGUUUAACCUUCUGUUGAAGCGUAAGUAAUCCAGAGCCCAAGUCUUGGGUAUUUCCAAUGAGGGAGAUUCCACCACCUAUCGGGGCACCCUGUUCCAAUGUUUAAUUGUCCUCAUGGUGAAGAACAUUUUUUUAACGUAGACAGAAUUUCCUCUGAAGCAACUCGUGCCCAUUGCUUCUUGUCCAUCACCGUACAUCUUUGUGAGAAGAGUGCCUCCAUUUUCUUUAUAACUACCUUUUAGAGACCAGAAGACUUUGAUUAGACACCCACACCCCAGCCCCUGAGCUUUCUCUUCUCUAGACCAAACAAACCCAAUUCCUUCAACCUUUCUUCAUGUGCCAAGUUCUCCAUCCCUCUAAUCAUCUUGAUGACCCUCCACUGGAUCCUCUCCAGUUGUUCCAGUGUCUGUUUUGAAUUUGGAGGACCAGUGUACUGAAGAGACCCCACGUAAUAAGUUACAUGUUAAUUAAUUUUACGUACUAGAUGAUGAAGAUGGCCGUUCUUCUGUUGUGAUAAAUUCAAUUACUUGUGUUCUAAUAUAAAUUCCCCUCCCAAAUAGACAUUUUGUCUGUAAAACCCAGAAAUACAAAGGGGCUGACAAGCCCCCGUGAUGUAUCACCCACAUCCAGACGUGUGUGUGUGCACCAACCAGUCAGCCAGAAGGCAUUGGGAUGGGAAAAGCUUUGUAAGAGAAGCUUCCCCUUGUUCACUUUUAAAGCUGGUGAUGUGGCUGGGUUUGCCCAGGCUUAGUUCAGCUGUAACACUGAAUGAGUUUAUUAAGUGUCGUAACCAUUAUUAGAACAAAAUCCUGGGUUUGAUUUUUAAAUAGGAAGAAGAGUCUAUGCAUAACUUUGCUCUCCCAGUGAAGUACCACAGAUGCUAAUUAAUUAAUGGUUAUACACUGGUGGUUUAGAAUCAUACAGGAACAGUAUAAAAAAGCAUACCUAGGAUGCCAAUUUUUUCCCAGAAAACGCAUUAUAGUUAAUCUCUUCCAUCCUUCCACUAUGUUCACCUUUAACAUAUGGCAGCUCUGUAUCAUGAGACUGGCACCUAAAAUUAGGUAAGGCCUUGCUAUUCUCCCUCCCACUCCCACCCACUCCUUGCAUAUGUAUACAGUUUGUAAGGACCAGCUGUGAAUUUUGCCCCUGUAAACACUGUUUUUCUAGCUUUUUAAGAGGACUAGGCUCCAGCUAUUCCACAUUAACUGUUAUUUUCCUCAAGAACAUUUAUCUUAAAUUAGAUUUUCCUGAAAAGCAAGGAAAAGUUCUGAGGUAUUUUCAUAUUUUUGGAUCUUUUCCCUUAGAUAUAUUAGGGUCUGUGGUGUUUUCUAUCUUAUACCAAAGGGGAAAUGGUAAUAUUUGAUUUAGUGUUACCUUUCAGCAGAAAGUUUCAUAUGCAAGUACAGUGUGCUUCAGUGUGACAGAAUAGACAAUGGAAGUGUUCUGAGAGUUCACUGGUACAAGUGAGAAUAGAAUUUGGUUCAUAUUAAGUAAGAGACUUAAGUCAAUACUUGUAAAAUACAAAUAAUAAAAACCAUAUGUGAUGUGU